AUGUCGGCUCCCUUCCAAGACACCGAGCCCCGCCAAUGCUACGGAAUCUGCAGCGACGGGCAGCGGUGCCGCAACUCCAUCAACGGCCGCGCGUGGAGGGUCGACAAUGUGCGCUUCUGCAUCCACCACGCGUACCAGGCCGAGGAUCCGCUCGCCAGAACCCAGGCGGAGAACCGGCGCCUCCGCGCCGCCAACGGCAACCUGCAGGCCAGGGUCGCCGCCGUCCGCCAAAGCCGUGCCGACGCCCGGGCCGAGAACCGACGGCUCCAGGCGAGCAACGAACAGCUCGUCGCGGAGAGGGAACGGCUGGGCCGGGAGAACGGGCAGCUCGCCGGAGCCAUGAGGGAGCAGGUCCAGCAGCUGACGACGGCCAACGCCGUCGACCUACAGGCCAGGGUCGCCGCCGCAGACGACGAGCUCCGCCAAAGUCAAGCCGACGACGUCCAGGACCAGCUCGCCAGAGCCGCGGCGGAGGCCCAGCAGCUCACGGCCGCCAACGACAGCCUCGGCGAGGAAAAGCGACGCCUCCUCGCCCGCAUCACCGCUUCCGAGAACAACACGGCGCGGGUGCGUGGCGAGCUCGACGAGCAGACCAAGGCAAGAGCAGAGCUCGAAGCGGGGAACGAAGAGCUCCGGAGAAGGCUUGCCCAGGCCGACCGGGAGAGCGAAGUAUCGCGCGCAGAGAACAAGGAGCUGCGCGACGCGGUGGCUCGGGCGGAGAAGGCUGCGGCGGAAGAGGCUGCGGCGGAAGAGGCUCGCCGGGAGGCCGUCGCCCAGGCCGCCGGCAAGCUCGAAGAUGCCGAGGGCGAGCUGGCGGAUUCGCGCAGGACCAACGCCACGCUCAGCGCCCAGGUGUGCGGCUUGCAGAGCCGUGUCGGAGCCCUGGAGGCAGAAGCGAGCCGGGCCAGCGCCGAGAGGGAGCGGAUUGCUACUCAGCUUAGCGACACCGAGGGCGACCUCAAGGAUGCUCGUAAGGAGAAAGCUGUCAUCCUCACCAACCAGGACAACGCCGAGGCCCUGCUCAGGCAAGCCAAGGCCUCCCUCCGCCAGGCCAGCGCCGACAACGAGCGCCUGACCACCCAGAUCCGCGACACCGAGGCCCAGCUCAAGAAGGCUCGCGAGCAUAAUGCCACCCUCACCGCAGAGCUCAAGGACAGCCAGGACAGCGGCGAGGCUCUGGAGGCCGACGUGAGCCGCCUAACCACCCAGCUGCGCGCCACCGAGGCCGACCUCAAGGACGCUCGCGCGCGCGACACGACUACGGCCGUGUCGCUCGAGCAGGCACAGGCCAGAGUCAAAGUCCUGGACGCGGAGGUCAACCGCCUGACCGCCCAGCAGAGCAGCGCCGAAGCCGAGCUGCGCAGCGCCCGCGAGCGCCACGCCGCGCUCACCGCCGAGCUCGAGGACAGCCAGGACAGCGGCGAGGCCCUGGAGGCCGACGUGAGCCGCCUGACGACCCGGCUUCGUGAGAUGGAGGUCGAGCUCAAGAACACGCGCGAGCACGACGCGACCACGGCCGCGUCGCUCGAGCGCGCGCAGGCAAGGGUCGAAGCCCUUGACGCAGACGUCAGCCGGGCUAGCGCCGACAACGACCGCCUCACCGCUCGGCUUCGCAGCACCGAGGGCGACCUCAGGGCCGCAGGUGAGAAGAACGCAACCCUCGCCGUCGACCGGGACGAGAUCAAGGCGCAGCUCAGCCAAGCCCACGCCAACAUCGACCGCCUCACCGCCCAGCUCAGCGCCACCGAGAGCAACCUCCGGGCCGCUGGCGAGAAGAACGCAGCCCUCGCCGUGGAGAAGGACAACAUCAAGACCCAGCUCAGCCAAGCCAACGCCGACAAGGACCGUCUCACGACUCAGCUUCGCAGCACCGAGGCCGACCUCGCCGACGCCCAGGGCCGCAUCGACGCCCUCGAGGAAGAAGCCAACCGCCUCACCGUGCGGCUCAGCGACGCCGACGCCGUCGCCGCGACCCAGGUCCGCAUCCUGUCCGAAGACGCCGCCGCCGCCGCUGCUGCCCUCGGCGGAGCCCGCGCCGCAGCCGUGAGUCUCGCUGCGACUAACCGCGACCUCAGAUCUCGGCUUCUGCUCGUCUUCUAUACGACGCGCAUCAGCAUGCUUCGCCGCCGCUCCGUCGCCGCGGCCGAGCGUGUUGCUGCCGAACGUGCUGUUGUUGCCGAGCGCGCUGCCGCCGAUGAGGAGAGCCGGGCCGCCGCCGCUCGCGCGACUUUCGCGUUGGUGGUAGCGGGCGUGAUGUACUUGAUGAGGCGGCGCGGAUGA
Lasiodiplodia theobromae is the source of this 2280-nucleotide messenger RNA. RefSeq lists its product as uncharacterized. Bases 1 to 2280 code for a protein of 759 amino acids. NCBI's taxonomy places the organism in Eukaryota, Fungi, Ascomycota, Dothideomycetes, Botryosphaeriales, Botryosphaeriaceae. The transcript has a single exon. The record is from RefSeq and is a predicted model, not a curated record.